Molecule: messenger RNA, 1742 nt
Organism: Ictidomys tridecemlineatus (thirteen-lined ground squirrel)
Lineage: Eukaryota; Metazoa; Chordata; Mammalia; Rodentia; Sciuridae
Gene: Nppb
Product: natriuretic peptide B
Biological process (GO): cGMP biosynthetic process; neuropeptide signaling pathway; negative regulation of systemic arterial blood pressure
Cellular component (GO): cytoplasm; extracellular region
Molecular function (GO): hormone activity; hormone receptor binding
Source: RefSeq, a predicted model, not a curated record
UCAGCCUCCUUCAUUGCUGGGAUUACAGGCAUGCACCACCACGCCUAGCAGUUCCCAGCUUCUUGCUGUCCCCUCCCCCAUCUCUGCCAUAUCCUGUCUCCUAUUCUAGACACCCCACCCCCGCCCGCCUAUUAACACAGAUUCUCUGGAAGGGACACACCUCGGAUGUCCCACCACAUAGAUAGCCAUCUUUCCACUCGGCCUUUUCCCAUCACGCAUUGUCUUGGUGGGGCAGAGGUGACGUUUGCACCUGGAGGAGAUGUCAUAGAAGGCAUUCCUGCAUGACUUCAUCUCUGGGCUGUGCUCUCAAAAUUCCAACCGAAUCAGCUCUACCCUUUAAGGGGUGGGAGAAGGGUCGGCAUUCCAGAAGUUCCUUGUCAUACUCAGGCUUUUAAUCAGUUGACAUUGGAGAAUUCGCAUCCCAGUGCUGAAAGGCUCCCGGGGUUGGGGUGUGAGUCGGGAGAGGGGUCAGAGCUGUCCUGCACCCCGCCCCGCACAGGUCUGUCUGGUCUGGGAAUCUGGCUGGAGAGCCAAUCUUGAGAGUCCGCACAGAGUUCCCUGUGGGUGGUCAGCACCACGGACAGCGGCCCCGGCGAUGGCCGGGUGUGAGGACCCAGGCGGGUGCUGGGUUACAGCUGCAGGCGCGGGGAACUGCGGGAGGAAGACGCUGCUGGCGGCGGUGGGCGUCGGCUGGGGCUCCUCUCUGAGUCACCGUGCGCCCCACGCUCCCGCGGGCCUUGGAAGGCUGGGGUUCUCCCCGCCGCUUCCAGCAGUGGCUGGGUGGGGAGGGAAGGGGAGAGAGCCAUGUUCAAGGCCCCAGAUUUUUGCGAAGGAAGAAGCUGUCCCCCGCACGCUCCCGCCCUGGCCCGGCCCAUUUCUAUACAAGGCCUGCUUCCCCACCUCCACCCCCAGUGAGUAUUCCUCACAGGCGCAGAGCAUUCCCAGGUCCUGAGCUCAGAGGGCCGGAAUGUGGCUGAUAAAUCAGAGAUAACCCCCACACAGGGGGGAAGGGCUGGCCGGACACUCAACGCCAGGAUAAAAGGCCACGGUUGCUGGAGGGGCCAGGAGAGCCUCCGUGGGCCUGGAAGAGGUGGCCGUGAACUUGGACGGAAGCAGCAGCAGCCCCAGCCCACCACCCAAGCGACAUGGACCCCCAGAUGGUGCUGUCCCGGGGAAGUCUGCUUGUGCUUUUCCUGAGCCUGUUGCUGCCAGGAGGUCGCCCCCACCCGCUGGGCAGCCCUGGCCAGGCUGCGGAGCUCGCCCGGAUACAGGAGCUGCUGGGUCACCUGCAGGACGAGGGGUCAGAGCCACCAGCAAAGCAGACGACCCUGGAGCCGCUCCAGCAGGACCAAGGCCCCACAGCAGCCUCGGAGACUGCGAAGGCUGCCCCCAAGGGUGUCCCUGGGCCCAGAGACAGUGUCCUCCAGGCUCUGCGGGGACUUCGCACCGCCAAGAUAAUGCGAGACUCGGGUUGCUUCGGACGGAAAUUGGACCGGAUUGGCUCCUACAGCCGCCUGGGCUGCAAUGUGCUGAGGCGGCAUUAGGAGGAAGUCCUGCUGCGGACACCAGCUUCCGAUUCCACAGGGGGCUCGUUCCCCAGCCCCACGGCUCCCUUUGAAGUGACUGCUAUUUAUUCUACUUAUUUAUUUAUUUAUUUAUUUAGCUGUUUUCUAUGUUUCUUACCUCUGAGCACAGAUUUCCUCAGUGAAAUAAAGCCAACAUUGUACCUCUUUUGAAAUGGA